Messenger RNA from Blastomyces gilchristii SLH14081, 2656 nucleotides. Its product is annotated as pseudouridylate synthase 3. Gene Ontology annotation, molecular function: pseudouridine synthase activity; RNA binding. Lineage: Eukaryota; Fungi; Ascomycota; Eurotiomycetes; Onygenales; Ajellomycetaceae. The coding region runs from base 123 to 2279 and encodes 718 amino acids. Gene Ontology annotation, biological process: mRNA pseudouridine synthesis; tRNA pseudouridine synthesis. Gene Ontology annotation, cellular component: cytoplasm; nucleus. The record is from RefSeq and is a predicted model, not a curated record. The transcript has a single exon.
UUUUAAACCACUCUCCAAAAAGCGUCGAAAUAUGGAACUCCAAAAAGAAAAAGGAGGAAAUGGCACCGUAAGACCGUGUGGUCAAUAUCGAAUGAACCAUCCGGCUUCUCACCUCUGAGGGCAUGAAGCCGCCCUUCCAGAAGCUCUACAGCUUCAGACGACACUCAGCAGGCAAUGCUACCACCCUAGGACCAAUAUUUUACCUCCGAUCACCGUGUUCGAACGCAAUUGUCCUCGCAAGACCAAAGAGAUCAUUCUCAUCCUCCAUCCGCAGUUCCAACAAGAUGACCAUUCCGGACAACUCCGUCGCAGCAGCGAUCAUAAAACCUCCCCACGAAAAUCAACCCGACUACUCCACCUGGAGCCAAUCGAGUCUCAUAUCCCGCAUCGCAGAGCUGGAACGCCAGCUAAAUUCCCAAAACCACAGCAACAGCACCAGCGAUGAUCGCACGGGUGCAGAUGCAGUAGCCAACAGAGGACGUCCAAGUAACAAGCCCGCAGACGUGCCCGCAGUUCUCCGCUCCCCAUCUUCAUCAUCCUCAUCGUCCUCCUCCUCCGCCUCACGUCGCUCCACUAAGAAAUCCCGCGACAUUGACCCCUCAAAAUAUAACAUGCGCUUUAUCGCGCUGAAAUUCGCCUAUCUGGGUCAAAGAUACAAUGGCUACGAACACGCUAAUGGCAAUACCACGCCUCUGCCGACUAUUGAGGAGGAGUUAUGGAAGGCGCUGAGGAAGGCGCGGUUGAUAUUUCCGCAGGCGGUGGAGGGGGAAGGGGUUGGGAGUGAGGAUGAUAUGGGAGGUGUAAAUGCGGAACAGGACAGGGGAGAUGGACGAGCAUAUAAGAUUGAUUGGACUGGCUGUCAGUAUUCGAAGUGUGGGAGGACAGAUAGAGGGGUUAGUGCGUUUGGGCAGGUUGUUGGGAUUAGGGUGCGGAGUGCGCGGCCGAAGAAGAGGGUCGAGGUGAAAAGUGACGGUACUGGUACUGAUGUCGGCGCAGUAGUAACUACUGCAGAGGUUUCCGCUGGUGCUUCUACUAAUGUCUACGAUAGCGGGGUGGAAAGUCCCCUCGGUGGAUUAUCAUUUUCUGGCUCAGAAAAUUCUGAUACCGAAGACGACUGGGACGACAUUGCAGAUGAGUUGCCUUAUAUAACUAUUCUGAACAGAGUGUUACCAGAGGAUAUCCGCGUGUUAGCAUGGUGUCCGAACCCGCCCCCGGAUUUUGAUGCCAGAUUCUCCUGCCGCGAACGCCGAUAUCGUUACUUUUUUACGCAGCCAGCGUUCUCUCCAACGCCGGGUCCCCUAGGCUUCCUGAAACGAGGACGGCAGGAGCAAGGUUCAGAGCGGAGCCCCAAUGGAGCGCACACUGAGCAACCUAGAGAAGGAUGGUUGGAUAUCGAAGCGAUGCGUGAAGGCGCGAAAUAUCUGAUUGGAUCCCACGACUUCCGAAAUUUUUGCAAAGUAGACCCGAGCAAGCAGAUAACAAACCAUGUGCGGCAUAUCUAUCAUGCCGAUAUCGAGCUGCUCGACCCCAAAACAAAACCUUUGUCAUAUUUGGGACAGCCCGGAUUCCGUCCCUUGAAAUCCGAGCAUGAUAGAACAACGGCAAAUGAGUCGACAUGGGACACAUCGACGUCCAAUAUUAAAAUAUAUACCAUCACGAUUCACGGAUCUGCUUUCCUCUGGCAUCAGGUCCGACACCUAGCCGCGAUACUGUUCUUGGUAGGCCAGGGACUUGAGCCUCCGUCGAUCAUACCAGAGCUACUGGACGUAGAGAGGAAUCCUCGUCGGCCCACGUAUGAGAUCGCAUCGGACGCACCGCUGGUUCUCUGGGAUUGCGUAUUCCCCGAUGAAAGCAGUGGGAGCAGAGAAGAUGCGAUGAAUUGGGUCUAUGCGGGCGAUUCACGGACAGCAAAAGUUGGAAAGGGGGAUAACAACAAAUUUGGCCAAGGGAGUAUGGUUGAUACGCUCUGGAGGGUGUGGAGACAGCGGAAGAUAGAUGAGAUAUUGGCGGGUGAGCUUCUCGAUCUUGCUGUGAGCCAAGGUGACAAGAGCGCGCUUACUCGGGGCAGGUUUAAGAACUCUACCCCAGACCUGGAAAAUAGAAGUCAGAAGGUGUUUUAUGGAGGUAAUGAAGGGAAAUUUGGUGGGAAAUAUGUGCCCCUGAUGCAAAGGCGCAGGCUUGACCCAGUGGAGGUGAUCAACGCGAGAUACACAAAACGACCAGGGAAGAAAACUAUUGCACAGGUCAAAGGACAGGAUAUCUCUAACGUCGAUCCUUAGCGUAGAAUCCACUCACAUUUUAUUCCCACUUAGAUUAUUAAUGCCCUUGGAUUGGUGUCUCUUUGUGAGUGUCGAGCUCCCACGCGUCAACAAACUGUGGACAAAACUGUAGAAUGACUGAGAACGAGUCAGGUGUCAAUUUGGAUCGUAAAGGCAUUUACGGGCUCCUUUCCAGACAUCUUCAAGAACAGAUCGUCGGGGCAGUAGAUUCUGUUGAUCUCUAGCAUUAAACGCAGUCCCCCGAAUUGACGAGACAAUUAGUAUGCAGAAUAUGUAUGAUGGCUUACCGGGAACACCACAACUACGUUUGACUCCCCUUCCACAAUGAUGGCGAGGUAGAACUUCACUUCAAAACCCUUGAAUGCCUCAUGGAUCAC